AUGGUCAGAGUCGCUAUUGCUGGUGCUUCCGGGAAGCUCGCCCUUGAGGUCAUUGACAAGUUGGCCGCCGCCGGAAAACAUGAGAUCCUUGGAUUGGUCCGCAAGUCUACUUGGGGAGUGAGGUACAUCCAGACUUCUUAUCAAGACGAGAAGGAGCUAGUAGAGAUUCUCGACGGUGUUGAGACUGUUCUCUCUUUUAUCGUGGCUCACACCGACCCGAAUGCGGAGACAGCCAAGCGUCUUAUCGAUGCAUCGAUCAAGGCUGAGGCCAACAAGCUGGAAGUCAAGAAAUACUUGGAAGACAUCAACAAGAGCAAAAAGGUGAUUGAGUACAGUUUGUUCCAGCCAGGAGCUUUCAUGAACUACUUGGGGUAUCCUCAUCAGACCACCAAGUACUACCAGAUCGAUUAUGCUACCUUCAUAGAUUUCGAGAAGGCUACUGCCUUCAUUCUCGAGGGGUCUGAGAGUGCCGAAAUGUCAAUCACUACCAUCGAAGACAUUGCGGAGGUAGCUGCACGAGCCGUCGAUUACGAAGGCGAUUGGCCUGUUGUGGGCGGUAUCACCGGCGAUAGAGUCACCAUUGGAGAACUCAUUAAGCUGGGAGAAAGGUACAGAGGAAAACCCUUCCAGGUCGACAGAUUGAAGCUUGAGGACCUCAAGGCAGGCAUUGUCAAGACAGACUUCGCCCCUGAAAUUGACGUUCCUGGUGUUCCAGCGGAGCAGAAGGAGUAUUUCAGCAACGUAGUCGUUAUCGGAGCGACAAUUUCGACUGCUCGAGGCACAUGGGCAACAACUGAUGAGUGGAAUAAGUUGCUUCCUGAAUUCAAACCAACCACCAUUGAGGAGUACCUGCAGAAGACCUGGGGCUCUCAAACUUGGGGGUUGUUCAAUCUGGGCUGGGCCAAAGCCAGAUAUCCCGCCUGUCAAUACCACGGCCAUAAAACUAGUAUUGGCUUAAUACAUCUAGCUCAGGCCUCGUAA
Molecule: messenger RNA, 981 nt
Organism: Colletotrichum lupini
Lineage: Eukaryota; Fungi; Ascomycota; Sordariomycetes; Glomerellales; Glomerellaceae
Exons: 8
Coding region: 1-981 (326 amino acids)
Source: RefSeq, a predicted model, not a curated record